Messenger RNA from Haemonchus placei, 153 nucleotides. NCBI's taxonomy places the organism in Eukaryota, Metazoa, Nematoda, Chromadorea, Rhabditida, Trichostrongylidae. The record is from the annotation of a GenBank genome assembly.
CCGAAAUCAGAAGAAGAAAUUGAAGAGGCGGCCGAUGCGGUUGCCGAACUUCAUCAUGCUCCAUCUCCAACCGAAAGCAUCAAAGACACCCAGCCUCCAUCUCAAGAAGAUGCGCUAGUUCGCCCCGAAGAGCUGUUCACUCCAGUCCUUAUC